Messenger RNA from Solea senegalensis (Senegalese sole), 2773 nucleotides. RefSeq names its product sodium- and chloride-dependent GABA transporter 2-like. Gene Ontology annotation, biological process: sodium ion transmembrane transport. Gene Ontology annotation, cellular component: membrane. Lineage: Eukaryota; Metazoa; Chordata; Actinopteri; Pleuronectiformes; Soleidae. The transcript has 14 exons. Bases 171 to 1988 code for a protein of 605 amino acids. The record is from RefSeq and is a predicted model, not a curated record.
CACAACGACCAAAUUCACUUGUAGCAAACAAUUAGACAAACAAUUGGCGCGCGCGGCACAACGUUAAAGAUAAAACCAAAAGCCAUGUAGUGUGUGUGUGUGUGUGAGGAGGUGGAUUUCAGAGUUAAUGCUUCUUUUUUUGUCUUGUCUUAUUCUAUCUGUCUUUGAAUAUGUCAAGGGAAUUUGUGGGAGGAAACAGCCUUGAUGUUCCCAGUCCAGAUAGCAAGUUGGUGAAGAAGACUCAACUGCUGGACCGUGGCCAAUGGGCGAGCAAGUUGGAGUUCCUACUGGCUGUGGCAGGAACCCUGGUGGGGCUGGGAAACCUCUGGAGGUUCCCCUAUUUGUGCUAUAAAAAUGGGGGAGGUGCAUUUCUAGUUCCAUAUGUCUUGUUUCUGCUCGCUUGUGGUAUCCCCAUGUUCCUCCUGGAGACGGCCAUGGGACAGUUUACAUCUCAGGGAUGUAUCACCUGCUGGAGGCACUUCUGCCCCCUGUUUGAAGGUAUUGGUUAUGCUACCCAGGUGGUGAUUGCCUAUGCUGCUGUGUCAUACAUCGUCAUCCAGGCAUGGGCCUUCUUCUACCUCUUCUCAUCGUUCAGCGCUGAGGUUCCGUGGGCCACCUGCAGAAACACCUGGAACACAGAGUCUUGUGUUGAAUAUGAUAAAACAAAUUUGUCCUCCAACUGGACAGAAAACGCAACAACACCUGCAACAGAAUUCUGGGAGCGACGAGUGUUGGGCAUAUCUCAAGGAAUAGAGGAAGUUGGUAGCCUCCGGUGGGAGUUGGCAUUGUGUCUCUUGCUGGCAUGGAUCAUGUGCUACUUCUGUGUUUGGAAAGGAGUGAGAUCCACCGGAAAGGUCGUGUACUUUACAGCUACUUUCCCAUAUGUGAUGUUGGUGGUUCUGUUGGUUCGUGGAGUCACUUUGCCAGGAGCAAUAAAUGGCUUAAAGUUCUACCUGUACCCCGACCCAGCCAAGCUGAUGGACCCUCAAGUUUGGAUGGAUGCUGGUUCACAAGUUCUUUUCUCUUACGGGAUUUGUCAGGGGAGUUUGACCGCUCUCGGUAGUUACAAUCAGUAUAACAACGAUUGUUACAAGGACACUUUUCUUCUUUGCUGUGUGAAUGGCAUGUCCAGUUUUGUCGCAGGGUUUGCAAUAUUUUCCGUUCUGGGCUUCAUGUCCCAUGAGCAAGGACUGCACAUAUCUGAGGUGGCUGCGACUGGACCUGGCCUGGCAUUUAUUGCCUAUCCACGUGCAGUAGCCAUGAUGCCUUUGCCUCAGUUGUGGGCUAUUUGCUUCUUCAUCAUGGUCAUCCUGUUGGGUGCAGAUACACAGUUUGUGAGUCUGGAGUGCCUGAUGACGUCCGUGACAGACAUGUUCCCAACCGUGUUCCGGAGAGCUUAUCGCCGGGAGCUGCUGCUGCUCGGUCUCUGCACUGUGUGCUUCUUCCUCGGCCUCCUUCUCGUCACAGAGGGUGGCUUGUAUUUCCUUCAGCUCUUUGACCAUUAUGUUUGUAGUGGCAACAACCUUCUCCUCCUCUCUGUGUGUCAGUCAAUUGCAAUUGGAUGGAUAUAUGGUGCAGACCGCCUCUAUGACAACAUUGAAGACAUGAUUGGCUACCGUCCAGGGCCAGUCAUCAAGUAUUGCUGGCUUUACGUCACUCCUGGUGUUUGUCUGGGCACCUUCGUCUUUUCACUGGUGAGGUAUAAGCCUCUCAAGUUUAACAAAACCUACGUGUACCCGGACUGGGCCUAUGCUCUAGGCUGGAGCCUUGGACUGCUCUGUGUUUUGUUUAUUCCGCUGUGGAUCAUCUUCAAAGUUACACAGAUGAAAGGAACACCACUGCAGAACCUCAAAGAGCUUUGCUAUCCUAAAAUCCAGAUGCAAAACAAAGCAAAGCAGCCUGAGCAGUACCCACUGAACCCAGACAGCGCUCUGAAUGUUGCUGCCAGCGAACACAAAGGAAGCUCUGAGAAUGAAAUGCAAGUGUGAUACACUGAAAAGUUUUAUGUUUAUGAAAUGUCCUAUUUUUUUGUUGUUGUUGUUGUUGUUUUGAAGUCUAGGAUUUACAAGCUAUGCAUUUAUAAGAGAUCAUGAAGAGCAAUAAACAAUGCAGAACCUCACUAUAUCAGGUCUGCCACCAGCACAAUCAGUGAAGAGUCACUAGAAUCACAAAGAGAAUAGAGAUGACAAGAUAUAAUAAGUGUUUGAAAUGUAUUUUCAGUUAAGCUUUGUAUGAUUAACUUAAAUCACUAUUUUUAUAUGACAAUAUGCCUCCUCCAUAGAGGAUUGGAAUGCUAUUUCUUAUGCCUGUCACUGUUCAUUCACUCACUCACUCAUCCACUUUCUGCCUGCUUUUGCCAGAUUGUUAACAUCCUGCUCUCCUCAUUAUUUUAGCCCCUUGAUUCUUACCCGUCCUUUCUUACUAACCUGCUCACCUGUUCUUAAUAACAAAUUAGCUCGUGGUAUUUAUUUCCACUCAUCACCUGUCGGAUUUUCUUCAGGAGUUAGCCGUAGACUGGUAUCUACGGCUAACUCCUGAAGAUGUCUAUGACCCGGAUGAAUGAGAACCUUCACAGACACCUGUCACAUUGUUUACUGUGCUUUUGCAGCAUUUCUUGCCCAUGUUUCUCGUUUUAUUUGGACCUGCCUGUGUUUGAAUUGUACUUUUUGCCUGCCCUCUUUUUGUUUUGGGGUUAACUGCCUGUCCCGUCACCAGCCUUUUCUUGUCUGAUUUCUGCCUGCCAAGCCUUAAUAAAAGAAACAAUCUUUUUGUA